Molecule: messenger RNA, 6643 nt
Organism: Malaclemys terrapin pileata
Lineage: Eukaryota; Metazoa; Chordata; Testudines; Emydidae
Product: zinc finger protein 585A-like
Exons: 6
Coding region: 358-3198 (946 amino acids)
Biological process (GO): regulation of transcription by RNA polymerase II
Cellular component (GO): nucleus
Molecular function (GO): DNA-binding transcription factor activity, RNA polymerase II-specific; RNA polymerase II transcription regulatory region sequence-specific DNA binding
Source: RefSeq, a predicted model, not a curated record
AUCUCGUCCUCACAUCCUCCACACAGGAGCCACGGCAUCUUCCACCGAGGCGUCUCCGAUGGGAAAGUGCCUGCAGGGGGUGCUGCCCAGGUGCCGGUGACGUCUGAGGACGGCAGGAUCUGUUUCUCCCCGGCGGAGUGGGCGGCGUUAGCGGAAUGGCCGAGGGAGCUGUACUGGGCCGUGAGGAGGGAGAACUACGCGCUGGUCACCUCGCUGGGUGAGGACUGUCUGGUGCACAGGUUAGAGGCGAAAGCAGCUCCACGCGGAAGAGCGAUCAGUCUGGACCCCUGCUGCAGGCUCUGAGAGCCCCAUCCCCCACACAAGGCAGUGAGGCUGGCCUGGCGGCUGGGUGUAGCCAUGUCCGAAGAAUCGCACCCCUCAAAGGAGGGGGCGGGAUGGCACAGCGAACUGGAGCUGGGCUGUGGAACCUUUUCUCGCGGCAUCACCAGUUCAAAUCCAGGCCACCCGGCUCUCAAACCUGAUCUCUUGUUCCGGAUUGAACGAGGGGAACAACCAGGUGUGGGGGUUCAGCUGAUCUCUGGUGGCUUAGAGCGUCCACCAGAUCCCUGCGCAGGCUACGGAUUUUUCAAGCCCGAUGGUUUCUUCCGGCUUGAGCAAUGGGAGGAGCGAUACAUCGAGGCUCAGCAGAAAGUGGAGGAGAGCAAGAUCCUGGGAAGUGCCUGCGUAGCAGAGCACGGGGGUGUGAACGCAGUCGAGCAAGAAGAGAACUCGGAGAGCUUUGCUGCAGACUUGGAGCUGUCCCCCGUGGUCUGUGACAGUCCCGACGGCUCGUUUCACAGUCGGCAGCUGGGAUCCAAGAGGCAGCAGAGAAACCAGACCAGGAUCAAGAUGGAAGAAUCAGCUGGCUUCAGCAAGUGUUCAGACGCCGUCGUACGUCAGCUAGGGGCUGGGCCUUUCCAGUGUGCCGAGUGCGGGAAACGCUUCCGUCAGAAGCAGAGCCUCAUCACGCACGAGAGGAUCCACACGGGAGAGAAGCCCUACAGGUGUCCAGACUGCGGGAAGAGCUUCAGCCAGAAGCCCAACCUCCUGACUCACCGGCGGAUCCACACCGGGGAGCGCCCCUUCUCCUGCACGCAGUGUGGGAAGAGCUUCAGCCAGAAGGCCAAUCUCGUUGCCCACCAGAGAACCCACGUGGGGGAGAAGCCGCCGCAGUGGGGCGGGCUUGGGGGGAAGCCAAAGUCCCCAGCACAGCAGGGAGACCAGGAGGAAAAGCGGCCGUUCGUAUGCCCCGAGUGUGGGAAGAGCUUCACGCAGAAACCCAACUUGGUGACUCACUACCGGACCCACACGGGUGAGCGACCCUUCAGCUGUGCCCAGUGCGGGAAGAGCUUCAACCAGAAGACCAACCUGGUGACUCACUACCGGACCCACACCGGGGAGCGGCCCUACGCCUGCCCCCAGUGCGGGAAGCGCUUCACCCAGAAGACCAACCUGGUGACUCACCAGAGCACCCACACGGAUGCACGCCCCUAUCCGUGUGGGGAAUGCCAGAAGUGCUUCAAGGACAAGGUGUCCCUGAAAGCGCACCAGAGAACCCACAGCCUGAGCCAGCCCAGACCCUGUGGGAAUGCAGAGCCAAUCCCACUCCACAGUCCCCCUGCCGUGCCGCUCCAGCCCACAGGUGCCGAGCAGGAGAGCCAGCGCGACCCCACUCAGCCAGUGCCGGCCCAGAAGAUCCCCGGAAGCCAGGCACUGUGCACGUGCACUGACUGUGGUAGCAGCUUCCCCCAGAAACCGCAUAUCCCACUGCCCCAGCAAACCCCCUCAGCAGAGCAGCCCUUCCUGUGCGUGCAGUGUGGGGAAAGCUGCCCACAAGCGGCUCUUCUGAAGCACCAGCCCGGCCAGGCCAGGGAGAGGCCCUGCGAGAGCGCCCAGUAUGGGAGAGGCCUCAGCCUGAACCAACAUCUCCUCAGACACCUGGAACCCUGCCUGGGCCCUGGCGACGCGGCGCACGCGUCCCCCGGGGCAGAGCGGCCCUUCAUCUGUAACCAGUGCGGGAGCAGCUUUAGCUUUUGGCCGGCUCUCGUUGCCCAUCAGGGCAGCCACGCAGGAUGGCAGCCGUAUCCGCUUCCGGAACGGGGGAAAGGCCUCAGGCCCCGGCUGUCCCUGCCAGCCCAGCAGGAUGCGCAGGUGGGGGAGACAGCCUGGACUUGCCCCGAGUGCCGGCGGAGUUUCAGCCAACACAGCCAGCUGGCAAAGCACCGGGAGAGCCACUGGGGCGACAGGCCCCAUCGGUGUGACGUGUGCGGGAAGAGCUUCGGCUUGAAAGCCAACCUGAUGACGCACCAGCGGCUCCACACGGGCGAGCGGCCCUUCGCCUGCAGCCAGUGCGGGCGGCGCUUCAACCAGAAGGGGAACUUGGUGACUCACUAUCGGACCCACACGGGCGAGCGGCCUUUCGCCUGCCCCCAGUGCGGUAAGAGCUUCAGCCAGAAGCCCAAUCUCCUCGCCCACCAGAGAACCCACGUGGGGCGGCGGCCCUUCGCCUGCACCCAGUGCCCCAAGCGCUUCAAGGGCAAGAUAUCCCUGAAGAUCCACCAGCGUGUCCACGUUGGGGAGAGACCUCCCGCAAGGCCACCGAGCGUGGAUCUGAUGGAGGCCCACGCCGGGAAGAGGUGCUGUUCCCACUCCCCAUGCGGGAAGCCCUUCAAGGAACACGUUGCCCUGGAGCUCCCCCAGCGAGUGCCCGGUGGGGAGCGGCCGUACGCCUGCCCGGAGUGUGGGAAAUGCUUCCGGCAAAAGGUCACGCUGGUCACGCACCUCCGGACCCACACCGGGGAGCGGCCGUUCCAGUGCACCCAGUGCGGGAGGAGCUUCAGCCAGAAGCCCAACCUCCUCACGCACCAGCGGACUCACACCGGCGAGCGGCCCUUCGCCUGCACCGUGUGCGGGAAGGGCUUCAGCUGGAAGCCCAACCUGGUGACCCAUUACCGCACCCACACCGGGGAGCGGCCCUACAGCUGCGGCGACUGCGGGAAGACCUUCAGCCAGAAGCCCAAUCUCCUUACUCACCGCAGAACCCACUCCCAGCAGAGACCGUACGCUUCCCCCAGCACCACGCAAGCUUCCCCCACGGGGACACCUUCACCCUGCGCCGCGGUGGGGACUGGACCCACAUGCGCUUGGCCUGCAGAGAGCGCCUCAACCACCACGUCCCCCACGGCAGGGAGCUCCUGAAGCCAAGCAAGCAGAGAUGUGGUGUCAAUGCAGCGGGGGUGGCAGGAGCUUUGAAGAUCAGAGAGCUCUGCGGGUGCACCAUAGAGCACCCGUCCCCUGGGCGAGCCGGAAUGAGUAAAGCGUACGCCGGAUCGGCGAGCUGUAUGGUGACUGGGAUCUGGGAACGGGGGGCUAACCCAUGCUGCUGCCGCACCCCCAACACCAGACACGGACUGGGGAACGGUACAGCCAGAAGCCAGAUCUGACUUCAUUCUGCACACACCGAACUUCAGAGAGGACACGGCUGCUGACAGCGGGCAAGCCGGCAGAUUGAUCCGCACACGUUGCUGCAGGGUGCGAAGAGACGUCGAGUACUGCUGGGAGCAGAGCGAGGGGAGGGUGCAGCAAGCCGGCAGAUUGAUCAGCACACGUUGCUGCAGGGUGCGAAGAGAUGCCGAGUACUGCUGGGAGCAGAGCGAGGGGAGGGCGCAGCAAGCCGGCAGAUUGAUCAGCACACGUUGCUGCAGGGUGCGAAGAGAUGCCGAGUACCGCUGGGAGCAGAGCGAGGGGAGGGCGUAGCAAGCCGGCAGGCUGGGACGCUGCGGCGAGUGUCCCGGGAAACCAAACCCUGAAAGAGACUCCCUGGGCGGGAACGGCCCGUGGAGCUCUCCCCUCUCGCCUCCCUGGAGCUAAAUGUGGGGUGGGGGCGGCUCUUGGAAGCUACGAUCCAAGCUAGCCUGGGCGUAUGUUGUACCGAGGGUAUUGCUGGGUUCUGGAUCCCCCCCCAGAGCCAGUUGCAGGGCAGUGAAAGGCCGCCUGGGCUGCGAGCUCCAGCCCCUGUAGACGCAGUAACAGCGUCCGUCCCCACCCCCCACAGCACUUCCCGGGGGGAGGGGCAGGAGGCCCAGCCCCCAGCCCCAGAGAAGGCUGCAGUCGGUCUGAAAGCAGUGGGGGCCCCACGAGGACGAGAUGCCCUUGUUGGGGAGCGGGAAGGAGAAGCUGUGUGCUGGGGCAGAGCUCAGCUUGAUGGCAGGGCCACCGCCCGUCAGCUCAGAACUGAAAACCAGAAGGGGCAGUGGGGGGGACACGGGGAGCCCUGGUACCGGCUUAGCUGAACCACCAGCCUCGGCCAGGUGUGUAAUUAGCUCCACGGCGGAGAACAGAGCCAUGUUCCAGCAUGAUACUCCCAGCUACGCUCUGCCCGUCGUCCCAGCAGUAACGUGGCGACACCAUGAGUCGUAUGUCCCAGAUGGGAAGAAAAGAAAUACUAAUGGCGGGGGGACUGGGGGGGUGGGGCAUGCAGAGCCCGUGGCUGCGGGGACAGUAGCAUGGGAGGGGGACAUGGGGCACACACAGAGCCCCUGGCAGAUUGUGGAGGGCAGAAUGGGGGGUUGUAACAGGGAGCCCCUGUACUAGAGGGGGAAGGGAGAGUGGCACCCGGGGAGCAUGUGGGGAACAGAGGGAUGAAGGGACCCUGGUGUGUGCACUGAGUUUGGCCUGCAGCAGUGACAGCGCGUGUGGUGACCCUCUCAUAAGUUCUCUUCCUUACCUGGAAACACAGCCAGCAGUCCCCCAGGUUGUUACAGCUAAGGGGGUAUCACCUGGGUAGGUCGGGCACUCAGCAAUGGGCCGGGCUCCGACAGCUGCCCCCCAAGGCCGUCCCCAGGGCUGUGCAUUCCCAGGCAGCGUCUGGCACUCAGGCCUUCCCAGGAUCCCUUGCGCUGGCGGCGAAGGCACCGCCUGUGCGUGGAUUGCUGCUGUGGGGUGUUGUGGGGACUGAAGUGCCUGCGGCAGAUGAGUGAGCAGAGGUGGGGAGGGGACAGCCUGGCCUGUGGGCGUGGCUGGGUGAACUGGACCAAGUGAUGAGAAAGAAGAAGCCAGGGCUGGUUGGGGCAGGGGGACCAAAUCACAUCUUCACUUAGUGACAGUGAGGUGGGGCCUGCGCUGCGCCAUCUCUGCCCGGGCACCAGUCCCUGCUGUCACAAGCACCGGCUGCAGGAGCUUGGGACAGGCGGAGGGAAAGGAGCCCUUUGUGUGACCGUCUCAGAGCGGUUCCCACCAGCCAUUGCCACACUUGGUCCUGUUGGGCAGUCCCCGCACGCGGGCAGGACGGGCCACUGGCCCUGGCCUCCGCUGAGCCCCAGAGCUGCUCUGCUGGGGCAGGGCUGGGACAUGGGCGUGUGCACAUGCGAAGCUUGCAGGGCCCUGCCAUACCUGCUGACUGGUUCACCGGGACGGCGGGCUGCAGGGCUGCUAGGCCAGUGCCUUUCUCCCGCACUGACCUUACAUAGCUCCCAGGAGCGCCGGGGGGAGCUGGCUACGGAACCCACUGGGGCUUUUUGCACCUCGUGUUUUGCUACCUGACCGCGCUCUGUCUCGGUGCUGACGUCUCCUGAAGCUUUGGGCCCCUCCCAGCAGCAGCGGCUGGCUAGGGUGAGAACAAACUAGUGUGUUGCUUCCUUUCGUUCUUGUCUAGCAUCCGUAAGUCCCCCGGCAUGCCAGCCAGGCACCGCUGUGCAGCAGGGUUCAUGGAGCGCGGUGCUCUGGAGGGGACCCUGCCUCAGGCGGUGGGGAGUGAAAGGCUGUACACUCCACAAAUGGGACUGGGCUGCUUCCACCCUAGUACGGAGAGCCGUGUGCACCCCGUUCCUGCAGCCAUCUCCCCGCUUCCCUCUCACUUGUGGGCAUGGAGCCGCUUCGUUCCCAGCCACGGAGCUGCACUGGUGAGGACGCGUCCUGCUCUGGAUGUUGGUUAGCGCUGGGCGUGACAUGGACUUGUGCCUUCAGAGGAAGUUCUUCGGGGCGGGCAUUCUUGGUGCUGCGCUAAUACCCACGAUAACUGCGCGUGUUUGCACUUGCCGUGGGCACUCACUAGGUUACAGCUGUAGGAAUGGGCGUUUCAGCCCCCUGUGGUUGGUAAUCUAGGCCUGCCCUGUCCCAUGACAAGCCCUGAUGUGCUGCCAUUGUCUGCCACUGGGCCAGGCGUGCGUUUCCAAUUGCCAUGGAGCUCAUGGACUGGAGGUGGCAUGUCACUUCCUUGGGGGUCAGUACCCUGAGGUAGUCAGGCAGAGCCUGGAGGACUGGUAAGGACUGUGCGUUCUGGCUUAGAACACACCUGGCUAGGCAGCCAGUGGGAUGGGACUGGCAGGGACGGGAGGCUGCUGGAUAGUGCGGGGUGGCACAGUUGCUUAGCAUGGUUGGGGACCAUUUCUCUAGAAUGAAGUCAAACCUGCCGUGUACUCGCAGCCUUUUCAUCACCAUCUCCUCAUGCUGCUGCUGUGUAUUCAUGGCAUGUCCCUGGUGGGAAACGCCCAUGUCACCAUCCUUGUUAACCCAGCCCCGCCCUCACACCGUCUUUCAGAGCCUGGGGGGUCUAUUUCCCCCCGAUACGUUCAUUUAAAAUAAAAGCUUUGGGGCAGCAGGUGAGUUCUGUGUUUGUGGAAAUGCCUGUCUGGUUUCGUGGCCU